GCCGCGCCGCUCCCCCGGCUGCGGCCGGCUGGCUUGCUCUUCAAGUGGCGCGCAGUGGGGCAAGCGGCCGGCGAGGAGCGGGGUGGCGGGAGCAAGAGGAGGGCGUGCGGAGCCUGGUGUCCUGCGGCGGGAGCCAGGGUCCUGUCCCUGGGCCCGCGGAGGAGGGCUGGAGGUGGCGGGGCCCGGCGAGGCCGCGAUGAAGCGCGGCAGCGAGGACGCGGCGGCGCCCGCGGGGGACCCCUGGGCGGAGUGCUUCGAGGCGGCUGUGCAGCUGGCGCUGCGCGCGGGACAGAUCAUCAGGAAGGCGCUCACGGAGGAAAAGCGCGUCUCCACGAAGACCUCAGCUGCGGAUCUCGUGACGGAAACAGACCACCUCGUGGAAGACUUAAUCAUUUCCGAGUUGCGGGAGCGGUUUCCUUCGCACAGGUUCAUUGCAGAGGAGGCUGCGGCCUCCGGGGCCAAGUGCGUGCUCACCCCCAGCCCGACCUGGAUCAUCGACCCCAUCGAUGGCACCUGCAACUUCGUGCACAGAUUCCCCACUGUGGCCGUCAGCAUUGGAUUUGCCGUGCACCAAGAGCUGGAAUUUGGAGUGAUUUACCACUGCACGGAGGAGCGGCUGUACACGGGCCAGAGGGGCCGGGGCGCCUUCUGCAACGGCCAGCGGCUGCAGGUCUCCAGGGAGACAGAUCUCGCCAAGGCCUUGGUUCUGACAGAGAUCGGCCCCCGGCGCGACCCCGCCACUCUGAAGCUGUUCCUGAGCAACAUGGAGCGGCUGCUGCACGCCAGGGCCCACGGGGUCCGAGUGAUCGGAAGCUCCACCUUGGCGCUCUGCCACCUGGCCGCCGGGGCCGCCGACGCCUAUUACCAGUUCGGCCUGCACUGCUGGGACAUGGCAGCCGCCACGGUCAUCAUCAGAGAAGCAGGUGGCAUCGUGAUGGACACCUCAGGUGGGCCCCUCGACCUCAUGUCCUGCAGAGUGGUUGCUGCCGGCACCCUGGAGAUGGCGACGCUUGUGGCGCAGGCCUUGCAAACUAUCCACUAUGGGCGGGACGAUGAGAAAUGACAAGGAGCUGCCCUCGCAAAGCAGUGCGGCCCGAGGACCAGGACUCGGCCUUUGGGGGGAGGGCUGCUGUUGGCCUGGCGGACCGUGCUCUGGGCCGGGCGUCUCAGCUGCCGACCCCAGCUUGCGGCAGGUGGCUGGCCUCUGCAGCCCACGCCUCCAUCACUGGGAGUUGGUGUUUGGCCGGGUUCUCUUCUCUGAUCCGACACAGCCCUUGUCAGGUCAGUCCCCGUCCUUCUGUCAGGGCCAGCACCCACAUGCCAUAGGAGCCGCGCCGCGGCCAAGCCGUGUUGUGUUGACUCCCCAUGCACAUCUCAGGUAACGACGCUUUGAAACUGCUGAUGCAGUGGACUCUUCUCAGGCCUUCCCCGGGUGCUUCGGAAUGCAAUAAAUGAACCCAACGGCACGCGCUUGUCUGUGCCUCCCUACGUGUUGCCAGCGUCGCUGCAGAUCUGGGCUCAGCAGGAAGGUGGGCGUGGUACUCCCCCCCUCCCCGAGUUGACAGUGCUGUGCACUGCACGCCACUUACCCGUGAUUCCCUUGUCAGCAUUCAGAAUCCAAGACGGGGACAGAGCGAAGGGAGGCUCACCUCUGAGAUGCUGCUUCUGUGGGCAGAGCCGGGAGGAGGAUGUGUGCCCUGUGCUCCGGGCCUUGUUUGUUUCUCUUCCGGAGGUGGAAUCUUGCGUGGAGAAAGAAUUCUGUUGAGGCUCAUAGCGUCAGGCCAGUGUCUUUCCUCGAGCUCUGGAAUUGAGGGCGGUCAGAAGACCAAACGGCUCUUAACUUUCUGCUCUUCCUAAUAACUGGCCAUCAGGAAGCACAGGUGUUAGUGGGGGAGUGGGCCUCCCCCUGGUGCCUGUUGGCUCUGGCUCCUGGGUGCCUGAGAGGUGGGGCUGGCAGGUACCUGCUCACUCACACCCUGCUGUGCCCCCACAGAGGCCCAGCGAGCGAGGCUCCCACUCCCGCCACAGGGCCUCUGCUCUGCACUCCCAGGGCUACUCAGCACCCUUCACGAUCCAGGGUGACCCCCCCUCGAGGACAGCCUCACUACACACGGGAGACCCCAGAGAGUGAUUCUGCAGGGAAUUAUUUUCAGGAAUAAAAUACUCCAAUGCCUGA
Lepus europaeus (European hare) is the source of this 2176-nucleotide messenger RNA. RefSeq names its product inositol monophosphatase 2 (gene IMPA2). The coding region runs from base 197 to 1063 and encodes 288 amino acids. Gene Ontology annotation, molecular function: inositol monophosphate 1-phosphatase activity. The transcript has 8 exons. Gene Ontology annotation, biological process: inositol metabolic process; phosphatidylinositol phosphate biosynthetic process; signal transduction. NCBI's taxonomy places the organism in Eukaryota, Metazoa, Chordata, Mammalia, Lagomorpha, Leporidae. The record is from RefSeq and is a predicted model, not a curated record.